AUGAAGCUUCCAAGCAUCCUCUUCGCCGCCCUCACCCUCGCCCCCUCUGCACUCUGCAGCACCCUCGCAUCUGGCAAAUUCCAAGCACUCUCCCUGUACCAAAUCUACCGUAUCCAGGUCCAAGCUUAUGGCCUCGGCCAAACCACACUCGCUCGCGGUUGCCACACAUCCAACGCCACCGCGUGUGACGUUGAAAGCUUUAUCAAGCACGUCGUCAGGGUGAAAAAGAUACCUCGCAAAGGGCCUGACGGCAAGGUCCCCAAAGGCAAGCCCAAGGAAUUUGACACUAAACCCGACUGGUCCAAGACAGAAUGGUCCAAAAUCGGCGACAAUCCCACCGACCUCGCCGAGUAUGCACGCCAAAUCGACCUGUCUGGUUUCAGCGGCGUUGUCGAUUUCUUCAAGCUCUUCCAGAACGGCAACGUAACAGAAAUCCUUGAGGAGAUCCGGGACCGCGCUAUGGAUACUCUGCAAGACAUAGCUGAUGAUCAGCUGCACAAGGCCCGCGAGAAGCUCAAGGCAAUGGGCAAGGAGAUUGCCGGAGAUCGCCUGACGAGAGUCCAGGACGCCAUGGGCGCACAGGCUGAUGCUAGACGGGCUGCUGGUGCUAACGGUGUCAAUGAGGCGUUUGAGUCGCAUAUGAAGCCAAAGGGAUUCGAGGUCAUCACGGCCGAGGAGGCGCGCAACGGAUUCAAGUUCAAGACCAUCGAUACAGAAGGUAUGCUGCGAAAGGGCAAGGUCGACGUGCGGAAGUUCACAGAAGAAGUCAAGGGUUUCUUUACAAAAUUCAAUGGCGCAGGGAAAGCUGCUGGGCAUUUGAGCGCCAUCAUCAAAACGCAACAUAGCCUAGACACCAUUGUCAGGGCAUGUGGACUGUAGCGGCAUUUAUUUUGGUUGCAAGGAGAGCAUAUGGGUUGAAGAAGGAAUGGUUAACGAAAAACAAUAACUAG
This is a messenger RNA of [Torrubiella] hemipterigena, 950 nucleotides long. The record is from the annotation of a GenBank genome assembly. NCBI's taxonomy places the organism in Eukaryota, Fungi, Ascomycota, Sordariomycetes, Hypocreales, Clavicipitaceae.